AUGUCACUCACAACCGACUGUGACAUCGACCGUGUCGAACAGGUAAUCGCAGAUGCUGUCAGCGUACACAUCGCACCCAUAUCGUUUGAUUUACCUGACAUCCUCGCAGACGGGCUUGCCAGCUCAAUGGAUUGUGACGGUGCCUGUUCAACCUGGGUUGCGCAGCUAGGACGAUCUCAGUGGUCAACACACUUCUGUCUGGAGGGCGGCAACCAAUUUGCUUCGGGUGGUAUUGGCGGUGACGAGAUGCUGCCAGGCGGUGCAUUAUUUGAGUGGGAGGAUGGUGUCAAUCUCCGACGGCACAUUUGCGAUGUCAAGGCGGUCGCAGCGUCCCCAGAAGACGUCACUCCCAAUUCUCAUGCCCUUGGGUCUUCCUUCAUGUUUGGGGAACAGCAAGAUCCGUCCGCCGCAGAACCUGCGUUGACGUCUGACCCGAAGAGAAGGGUAAAGGAAAAGAUGUGGUCUCUGCGCAAGGGCCAAAAGUUGUCUCUAAGUCGACCCGUAAGCGAACCUUGCCAGUAA
This is a messenger RNA of Lentinula edodes (shiitake mushroom), 522 nucleotides long. RefSeq lists its product as uncharacterized. NCBI's taxonomy places the organism in Eukaryota, Fungi, Basidiomycota, Agaricomycetes, Agaricales, Omphalotaceae. Bases 1 to 522 code for a protein of 173 amino acids. The record is from RefSeq and is a predicted model, not a curated record. The transcript has 6 exons.